Messenger RNA from Anoplopoma fimbria (sablefish), 2739 nucleotides. RefSeq names its product glucuronidase, beta (gene gusb). The transcript has 12 exons. Gene Ontology annotation, biological process: glucuronoside catabolic process; carbohydrate metabolic process. Gene Ontology annotation, molecular function: beta-glucuronidase activity; carbohydrate binding. The coding region runs from base 5 to 1936 and encodes 643 amino acids. Lineage: Eukaryota; Metazoa; Chordata; Actinopteri; Perciformes; Anoplopomatidae. The record is from RefSeq and is a predicted model, not a curated record.
CGGGAUGAGGCCCAGGAUGCUCCGUGUGCUGUGCCUGUUGGCGGUGUUGGAGGCAGCGUGUCUGCGGCCCGCCGGCAUGCUGUUCCCCCGGGAGACCUCCUCCAGGGAGCGGAGGGAGCUGAGCGGCCUGUGGAGCUUCAGGGCAGACGCGUCCCGCAGCAGGAACGAGGGCUUCGACAGGGCAUGGUACAGACGACCGCUCUCAGAGACGGGCCCAGUGAUUGACAUGCCAGUUCCUGCCAGCUACAAUGACAUCACCCAGGACCCCACACUGAGAGACUUCAUCGGCUGGGUUUGGUAUGAGCGAGAGGUGGUGGUGCCUGCCCGCUGGAUCGCCGACGUAGGAACAAGAGUUGUUCUCAGAGUGGGAAGUGCUCACUAUUAUUCAGUAGUGUGGGUGAAUGGGGUUAAGGUGAUGGAGCACAAUGGUGGCCAUCUUCCUUUUGAGGCUGAGAUAGGCGAUUUAAUCCGCAACUACACAACUCAGCCGUGCAGGAUCACCGUCGCUGUCAACAACACUCUGACUCAGGAAACUCUACCACCAGGAAGCAUCCGGCACAUGGACGACCGCACCAGGUAUCCUGAUGGAUAUUUUGUGCAAAACAUCUUCUUUGAUUUCUUCAACUAUGCUGGCAUACAUCGCCCUGUAUUGCUGUACACUACUCCUCAGGCUUAUGUGGAUGACAUCACCGUGGUGACUGACUUCUUGGAUAACACUGGUUUUGUCAAAUACAAGGUAUCAGUCCAAGGUGCCACCUCAUCCACCCUGAACGUCACUUUAAUGGACAAAGAUGGCCACUGUGUUGCCUUCUCCAGCAAACCAUCUGGAGUCCUCAAAGUAACGGAUGUCAAAUUGUGGUGGCCGUACUUGAUGCAUGACAACCCAGGUUACCUUUACUCUUUGGAGGUUCGCUUAAUGGCAGCCGAUGAGAAAUCGGAGUGCGAGGACGUGUAUACUCUACCAGUUGGCAUCCGCACAGUCAACGUCACCAGCACCCAGUUCCUCAUCAACAACAAGCCCUUCUAUUUCCAUGGAGUCAAUAAACACGAGGACUCUGAUAUUCGAGGUAAAGGCUUGGACUGGCCCCUCAUUGUCAAGGACUUCAACUUAUUGAAAUGGUUGGGGGCCAACUCGUUCCGUACCAGCCACUACCCCUAUGCAGAGGAGAUCAUGCAGAUGUGCGACCGCCACGGCAUCGUGGUGAUAGAUGAGGCCCCGGGCGUUGGCAUCAAAGACAUUCGCAAUUUUGGAAACGCCUCCCUGACCCAUCACCUGGCUGUCAUGGACGAGCUUGUACGUCGGGACAAGAACCACGCCUCUGUGGUCAUGUGGUCUGUAGCCAAUGAGCCGGCUGCAGAGAUGUCCCCUGCUGAGUUCUAUUUCAAGACCUUGAUAAAACAUACCAAAGAUCUGGAUCCAACCAGGCCCGUCACUUAUAUCACAUCCAGUAACUUUGCCAGGGAUAAGGGGGCUCCCUAUGUGGAUGUCAUCUGCGUAAACAGUUACUUCUCCUGGUACAAUGACCCAGGCCACCUAGAGGUCAUCCCCAUCCAGCUCAACACUCAGUUUGAGAACUGGUAUGGAAAGUACAAGAAACCCAUCAUCCAGACAGAGUAUGGAGCCGAUGCGGUGCCGGGGCUUCACAAUGAUCCCCCCGUGAUGUUUACUGAAGAGUACCAGAAAAUGCUCCUGAAGAGCUACCACAAAGUGUUCGACCAGAAGAGGAAGCAGUAUGUCAUCGGUGAACUCAUCUGGAACUUUGCAGACUUCAUGACUUCUCAAGGGCUCAUCCGUGUGGUGGGCAACAAGAAGGGUAUCUUCGACAGGCAGAGGCAGCCCAAAGCAGCAGCCUUUCUCCUGAGGGAGAGGUACUGGAGACUGGCCAAUGAAACAGGCAGACUACCUCCCUGGACCAAGUACCCUUGCUCACUCUGACCUCCUCCAGUUGGUUUAACCCGCUCCAGGACGGACAUCGAUCCCAUGUAAACUAUAUGCCCUAUGGAAAACCUGCUGGUAAAAUUCAGUUUGUUUUCUUGAGGCAGUUUAGUUAAAGCGCAUAUAAAGCACUUCAUUCAUUUGCACAUCAAAACCAUUCUGAUUCACGCAAACGAUCAAACCACCUUUAUUCAGCUAUGCUUCUCUUAUGUUCCGCAGUUAUGAACUAAACCACCAACACUAUAGAACAUUUCUCCCAUCAAUCUGGGAUAUUUGCUUCUGAUAUUUGAAUCAUUAUAAAAUUCACGUUUUAUAAUGUUAAAUAUGUUGUGGUUUCUUUGGGAUACCCAUGACUGACUGAUUUUCUGAUACAUAAACAUAUGUGUGGCAGUGCUUUCCACUGCUAUCUUAAAAAGGUCAUGGUCAAACUCCUUAAUCACUGAUUAGCUUCGACCUUUCUUCCAGUCAGGUGAUAUGAGUUCACCCGGCAGAGAAAGAACAUCAUAUGGCAAACCGUAAUGGAAGGGAGCUUCCACACUGUCUCAGUCCUCAAUUUUCCCUUUUACCAUGUGUCUGGGGACACAUUUUAUUAGAUAAAUGCAUUAAAUAGUGUUUUAGUAGUUUGAUAUAACAACUUUGUUGGAACCUGCUAUCAUUUCUGAGCAUGUUUUAGUUAAGUGCUUAAUACAUGUAAUUUAAAUGUGAAUUGCAAUGCUGAAUCCAAUCAUUUUAUUUUUAUAUGUGAAAAUCAAAAGCUAAAUGUUUAUAUGAAUCAAGCCAUUAAAGACAAAACAUGUACUCGA